GACAAAAAAGGACAAGAACACAUCGUGUCUGAAAUUGAUAAUCUCGACUUUCGUUUCUCUCUCUUAAAAAAAAAAUCACUCUCACACCAAAAAAAAAACCCCAAAAAACCAAACCCUUCGUAGCUCGUUUUUCACUUCAACGCGAGAUCUAAUCGAACACCUGAUAAAAAUUUAGAGGAAUUCAUGGAGGAACCAGAGAAGGGUUUGUCUAAUUGUGAAACUUCAGAAACCCUAGAUGGGUCUGUGAGGGGUCAGGUUAACGUUGUUGGGGAAGAUGGGGUUUGUAAUGGGCAGGAUGAAGUGGGCUGUGGUGGUGAUUUUGUUAAGGGUGGGGAGGAUUUGAGUGAGGAUGUGAAAUCUGUUGGGGUAGGUGAUGGGACUGAGGUUCAGUUUGAGGACGAGUCGCAGGUUGUGGGAUAUGAAGAAGGUGGGAGUGAGAAUGCGGUGGUUGAGUUGGGUAGCGUGGUUUUGGAACAAGAAAUGAGAGAUGAAGCAGUAGUUGGUGGUGGUACUGGUAAUGAGUCUUAUACAGUUGUUGAAACAACGGGUGGUGACUUUACUAUGGAGGAUGGUGCUGGAGACGUAGAUCAUGAGAUGACAGAUAUUAGUGGUGAGAAUGCUUUAGGAUGUUCGAUAACAGGUAGUUCUGUAGGGGGAGAAAAUGUACAAGAAAAACAGAAAGAUGGGAAUGUGAUUGGUCACGGAACACCAGAAGAUGGUAAUGAUGUGAUCGUACAGAGUAAUAAAAUUUUGGAUAAAGGAGAGCAGCCAAUUUGGAAUGAUAAAGUUGACAUCGACUCUGAUGAUGUUCAUGAAGUUGUUUAUGGAACUGGAGUUGAAGUAGACAAGACCCUUUUGAAUUCUGAUGAAAAUCAAAGCUCUAUUGAUCAACAAAGAACAGAAAUAAGUAAAACAAUGAACCAUACUGCAGAGAUUAAAGGUACGCUGGAAAACUUGGAUGCUAAUGCAAUUGGAGAAAAAGACGCUCAAAUUACUGACCAAGGGAGCCAUGUGCCGUUGUGUGACGGAAAGCAAAAAUUCAGCAAUGAGUCAAAUAUGAGGCAAAACGUUGAAGAGCGAGAAUUUGUUUCUGAACAGGUUGGUCCAAAUGGAGGGCAGGAAAUCGAAGAAGAAUCUAAUGAAGCUGGAAAGAGAAAUCCAGCAGAUGGAAAAGCUGCAAAACAUGCACUCGUGAAGCCUGGUUUUUCAGAAAUAGUUAAUCAGGCACGGUAUUCUCUACCAACAGAAAAAAAAGAGGGCGAGUUUUCUCUAUCUGAUAUGGUUUGGGGAAAAGUGAGGAGCCAUCCAUGGUGGCCUGGUCAGAUAUUUGACCCCUCGGAUGCAUCUGAGAGGGCAAUGAAGUAUCACAAAAAAGAUUGCUAUUUCGUUGCAUACUUUGGUGACAGAACAUUUGCAUGGAAUGAAGCAUCUCAGUUAAAGCAUUUUAGGGCACAUUUCUCCACAAUUGAAAAGCAGAGGAGUAGUUCAGAAUCAUUCCAGAAUGCUAUAGACUGUGCUUUGGAUGAAGUUUCAAGACGAGUCGAAUAUGGGCUAGCAUGUUCUUGUAUACCUAAAGACACCUAUGACACGAUUAAAAGCCAGACCAUAGAGAACACUGGGAUUCGAAAGGAAAUAAGUUUAACACAUGGGGUGGAUGAAUCUCUAAAUGCUAACUCAUUUUCACCUACGAAACUUAUAGAUUAUGUGAAAACACUAUCUGAGUUGCCUACAGCUGGCUUUGAUCGCUUGGAGCUUGUGAUCGCUCAGGCUCAGCUGCUUGCAUUUAAUCGUUUUAAGGGCUUCUCUUGCUUGCCAGAAAUACAACAUUGUGGAGGUGGUGACAAGGACAAUUCAUUUGUUGAUGAUGAACAAGAUUUUUGUGAAGUUAUUGAGAACGAUCAAGCUGAUCCUAUAAAUUUAAAAAAGAGAAGCAGCACCCGUCAAAAGCGUAAGCAUAAUUUCAAGGAUACUAUCCAUCCAACAAAGAAGGAAAAAAGGAUGUCAGACCUAAUGAAUGGGACUCCAGAUUCUCCAAACGGUGAUUGUUUCAUUCCAGAAAAUCUGGUUUGUUUCCCUCCAGAAAAUCUGGAUUCACCGGAACAUUCCAAGAAAAGGAGUGCUAGCGAUCCUUAUGCCGAUGACUCUGAAAUGCAAGAUGGCAGAAAAACAAUUUCUGUUGCAAAAGUUUCAAAUACCACAAAGUCAUCAUUUAACCUUGGUGACUGUAUUCGUAGGGCUGCUAGUCAACUCACUUCGCCACCUUCUUUAUUGAAGUGUUCUAGUGACCGGUCUCCGAAGACAGAUGGAGACAUUGAUGGUUUUCCUGAGAAUGGAUUGGAUGUUUCUCUCCCAACUGUUGAGGAUGAUGAGAACAUGACAGAAUAUUCUUCUCUAGAUGAUUUGCUAUCUUCACUUCAGUGUGUGGCACAAGAACCCCUUGGAGAAAAUACUUCUCUGAGUGGCAUAGUCAGCUUCUUCUCUGAUUUCAGGAAUUCUGUAAUUGUGGCGGCUGAUUGGAAAGAUGUUUUACGUACGGAGAAAGUUGGUACUAAGAGGAAGAGACCACCACCCAUAGCUGGAACUGGAUCACCUGAAACAUUUGAAUUUGAAGAUAUGAGUGACACAUAUUGGACUGACAGGGUCAUUGACAAUGGCAAUGAAGAGAAACCAGUGCAACAACCAUUGCGGAAAAACCCGAAAAAAGACGAACAACUUGUCGCUGCUAAGUCACCGAAGCCUGCUGCUAAGACACCAAAGCCAGCUAAGUUACCGAAGCCAGCUAAGUCACCAAAGCCAGCUCAAGUCGAUCGUAGGCCCUAUAACAAGAAAAAGAAUUCCGACAACAACCAUGCCGAGACUUCUGAAAAGCCUUCUGGUUAUAUAGAUGAGAAUGCUCCUGCUGAGCUUGUAAUGAACUUUGCCGAGUUCAAUUCUGUUCCCUUAGAAACAAACCUUAACAAAAUGUUUAGGCGUUUUGGACCACUAAAGGAAUCUGAAACAGAAGUUGAUAGAGUAAGCAGCCGGGCAAGAGUGGUCUUUAAGAAGUGUGUAGAUGCAGAGGUAGCUUUCAGUAGUGCUAAAAAGUUCAACAUAUUUGGAUCAGUAUUGGUAAAUUACCAGCUUAAUUACACUCCAAGUGCUCUGUUCAAAGCUUCAUCUGUUGAUGCAACACAAGACCAGGAAAUGCUUCUUGAUCUCUCCAAUUUUGACGUUAAUAUGGUCUAAAUUGUUUGGGAUUGUUUACAAUUAUAUGGCGGCAUAAAUUUGGCUGAAGAAAUUUUUACAAAGUGGCUGCUGAAGAAGGUAUCCAGAAUGUUGAUUCGUCCGGACAUUAAUUUUUCUGUGAAAGAGAUAUUUUAGGCAGUAGGAUUCCUUUGUAGUUUUGUGUAUAGCUUUUUCAACUGACCCUCAUUUGUAGUUGCCAUCACUCUCCUUUCAGAAUUGUUUUUAUUUCUCUAGUCUGAAUAUUGGUCUUGUAUCAAUAUCAAUUCUACAUAUACUAGUCAUCAGUGAUUAUACUAGUCAUCCCUUUGGAGGGAUACAAUUUGCUGUUA
Molecule: messenger RNA, 3554 nt
Organism: Trifolium pratense (red clover)
Lineage: Eukaryota; Viridiplantae; Streptophyta; Magnoliopsida; Fabales; Fabaceae
Exons: 4
Coding region: 184-3225 (1013 amino acids)
Source: RefSeq, a predicted model, not a curated record